This is a messenger RNA of Eupeodes corollae, 5271 nucleotides long. RefSeq lists its product as uncharacterized. Gene Ontology annotation, molecular function: nucleic acid binding. The transcript has a single exon. Gene Ontology annotation, biological process: DNA integration. The coding region runs from base 1 to 5271 and encodes 1756 amino acids. The record is from RefSeq and is a predicted model, not a curated record. Lineage: Eukaryota; Metazoa; Arthropoda; Insecta; Diptera; Syrphidae.
AUGCCGCGAACGAGGAGACAUGAGGAGGAGGAAGAAAAUUUGAGUGAGGAAGGGGACAGAGCGAACGAGACAAUGGUGGAAGGAUCGAAACUGGACAUUAUUUUGGAAAAUCUCAAGAAACUUAGUGCAUCGGUAGCCGAACUCAAAAGCGAGACAAAACAAAGCCAAGAAGAGAUAGAAAGGCUACAGGCCAAAAUGAGUACCGCCAACAUGGUCAAUUCCGUCAACGUUCCGCCAAAUGCUAACGAUGUCUUGCUAAAUACGAUUGAGCUCCAACCAGAUGCCAGCGAAAUCCCUGUAAAUGCAAUCAAGAACACAACGUCUGCCGCCUUAACCGUGCUGCCGUGUUCACCGCCAAUGUCCUGGAGCCAUCAACCAGCAACGAGCAACAACUUCGCACCUCCAACAAUGAAACUACACGAUUUGCCUACGUUCUCGGGUCGGCCCGAUGAGUGGCCACUUUUUCUCGCCAACUACGAAGACUCAACAGCUGACUUCAAUUACAACAAUCGUCAAAAUUUGCAAAGAUUGCAGAAAUGCCUCAACGGGCCAGCCCGAGAAGCAGUAACGUCGAUGCUUAUCAACAAAGAAAAUGUUCCAGAGAUAAUUGAGGAAUUGAAGUUUCGAUUUGGUAGGCCAGAUAUUCUCGUAAGGAAUCAACUCCAGAAAAUUCAACAGUUCCCAGCCAUGAAACAAAAUAAAACCGAUCAAAUUCUCGAUUACUCGACACAAGUUCGCAAUGUCGUUGCAUUGUUGAAAGCAUCCAAGAGUGAACAUAGCCUUCAAAACUCAAUAAUUCUAGAAGAAUUAGUUGGGAAGCUGCCCGAAGAUAAACAAUACGAAUGGGUUAAACAUGCAACAACUCUGACAAAAAAUACAACAAUCGAAGACUUCUCAAAAUGGCUAUGUCAACUAGCCAGAGUUGUAUGUCUGAUGCCACCGCCGCCAAGCCCACCUGCACAAACUUCCAAUUCUAGAUUGAAACCACAAACUCAACCCCGUCGGAUGCUUUACGUGAACAACAAUGCCAGUACCACAGGGCAAGAAGGAUCAUAUCCAACAUUGACGUUCAAGUGUUACUUGUGUGGAGACAAUCAUUUCAUUUCGAAUUGCAGUGCCUACAGUUCUUUAAGUGUAGACGAUCGGUGGCAAAAGGUAAAGUCCUUGCAUUUGUGCUUUUCUUGUCUGCGUAAAGGUCAUAGUACUGCAAACUGCCGAAAGAGAAAAAUGUGUGGAAUACAAGAGUGUCGAAAAUAUCAUCACACAAGUCUACACGAUGAGUCUUCACAUUUAAGAAACCACUCCGUCUUCGCUGGCGCCGCUGCCCAGCCAUUGCUAAGUUGCCGAACUAUAAGCUCCACGAGUCUUCUGUUUAAAGUCUUGCCUGUAACGCUUUUUGGUCCAAAUGGAAAAACAGAAGUUUUCGCUAUGUUCGAUGAGGGAUCUGCUUUGACAAUCCUGGAGGAAGCAGUCGCUUCUACACUAGGACUAAAAGGAAGAUCGCAGCCAUUAAAACUACAAUGGUAUGGACAAAACACCACUACAGAACCGUCAAAAAUUAUAAGCCUAGAGAUUCGGGGUGAAGAUGAUCCAAAUAUCUACACCAUUUCAAACUGCCGCACAGUGCGCAAUGUCAACUUGCCCAUGCAGACGUUCAACAAAUCGGAGCACAAACAUUUGGAGUUUCUUCCAUUAAGAAAUUAUAAAAACGCCCGACCAUCUAUUCUCAUCGGACUGGACAACAUUCAUCUCGGUACAUCUUCUACAGUAGUCUCAGCUGGAGAUAAAAAACCUGUGGCUAUGAAGACGAAACUUGGCUGGGUCGCAUGUGGACCAACCAACAACAUUGUGACGUCAACACCAACAGUUCUAAUGAUUCGACAUCAGGACGAAUUGCACUGCCUAGUUCAAGAAUAUUUUGCCGCCGACAAUUUUGGAAUCAAUCCGUCAUCUUGUAUCCUUGAAUCUGAAGACAACCAAACAGCCCGUCGGACGAUGGAAACAACAACUUGUCGAAUUAAUAAACGUUUUCAGACCGGCCUUCUAUGGAAGAAGCCGAAACCGACCCUCCCAAACAGUUUUCAAAUGGCCAUUCAACGUUUAUCUGGAAUCGAAAACAAAAUGAAACAUAAGCCCGACUUCGCCCAAAAAUAUAAAGACGAGAUGACCAAAUAUAUCCAAAAGGGAUAUGCAAGAAAACUUCAGCCAGACGAGAUAAAUAAUUCAUCUCAGCCGGUGUGGUAUUUACCCCACUUUGCUGUUCAAAGCCCACACAAACCAGAUAAAAUCAGGAUUGUUUUCGAUGCCGCUGCCACAGUGAAUAAUUUAAGCCUUAAUUCAGCACUGUUAAAAGGACCCGAACAAGCCAAACCGCUAGUAAAUAUACUAUUUAAAUUUCGAGAAGGUAUAAUAGGGGUAGCUGCGGAUAUACGCGAAAUGUUUUCGCAAAUACAAAUACGCCCUGAGGAUCAACAAGCACAGAGAUUCUUGUGGCGAGAUGGGGAUGAGACACAGCCUAUAAAUCACUAUGUGAUGGUGUCCAUGAUCUUUGGAGCGAUUUGCUCGCCAUGUGUCGCAGAAUAUGUCAAGAAUCUGAAUGCGCAAGACUUUCAACAUGACUAUCCAGAGGCUGCUUCAGCCAUUAUCAACAAGCACUACGUUGACGAUUACGUUGCAAGCUUUAAUGAUGAAAAAGAAGCCAUAAGAAUUUGUAAAGACGUAGUCCGCAUCAACAACGAAGCUAGUUUUGAGCUCAGGAAUUUUACAUCAAACUCGAAAAAACUUCAAAACGAGAUGAACAUCAAAUCAAGAGAAAUGACAAGCACUGUUAAUAUGGAACGCCAGUCCACGUCGGAAAAAGUACUGGGGAUGUUUUGGAAUACUGCCUCGGAUACUUUUGAAUUUAAGACAAAAUUUCAUCGCAUACCAAAAGAGGUCCUAGAAGGCAGCCGCCCACCAACAAAACGUGAAUUGCUUGGUAUAGUCAUGGCUAUAUAUGAUCCAUAUGGACUGUUAGCAGAGUUCCUCCUAUAUUUAAAAAUACUGGUCAGAGACACUUGGAAAACUAACAUUGCCUGGGAUGAUGAGCUGCCUCCAGAGGCCAACAAACGAUGGCAAAAAUGGUGGACAGAAUUCCAAAACAUUCAUUCUUUCCACGUCCACCGAUGUUAUUCAUCACAUCUACCCGCAGCAAGAAUUACUGAACUUCACGUUUUUGUGGAUGCAAGUCAAGUUGCAUUCGCUGCCGCAGCAUACUUGCGUAUAAUCCAUGACGAUGGAAUAGAUGUUACCUUUGUUUGUGGUAAAACGCGCGGUGCUCCUCAAAAAAUUAUGUCCAUCCCUCGGCUGGAACUCCAAGCAGGAGUACUUGGAGUACGAUUGAGUAAAAUUGUAAUUCGGAAUCACGACAUCAAAAUUUCUAAGAUAACUUUUUGGACCGACUCGAAAACGUUACUAUAUUGGAUUGGAUCAACCAAACGAAAUUUCAAAGCGUUUGUGGCUCACCGUAUCAGUGAAAUACUAACUUCAUCGGAGGCACACCAAUGGCGAUGGACACCAACUGAAAAGAACAGCGCAGAUGUAGCCACUCGAGCAAACGGUUCGCCAAAAUUCGUUCCAAACAGUGUUUGGAUCACUGGUCCUGAAUUUUUGAAGCAGCCCGAAGAAUUAUGGCCAGCCAAAAUAGUUGAACCGCUUACAACAGUCAACGAUGUCGAAGAAAUCAAGCCAUUGCUGCUGCUUCAGUCCCCGAAUGGUAAUUUUCUAAUAAAUUUUAAACUCUUUUCAUCCUACCAGAGAAUUCAAAGAACGAUGGCAUAUGUUAUUCGUGCCACACAAAAAUUCCGCUUUGUUGUGCCCAUUGAAAAGACGUCCAAUUGUUUUCUUACAAUUGCCGAACUCAAGAACGCCGAAAACAGUCUCUGUAAAAUCGUCCAGAAGGAGCAAUAUGAAGAAGAAAUUAAAUUGCUGUCGUCAUCGAAGCCGUUGACCAAGAAAAGUUCCAUCUACACACUAAAUCCGUAUCUAGAUGAAAGGGGUAUAUUAAGAAUUCAAGGUCGACUCGAUGAGGCCCUCUACCUGCCAUUCCAAGCCAGACGUCCAAUUUUACUGCCACCAAAGCAUCCAUUGUCAAUGCUCAUCAUGAAAUUUUAUCAUGAGAAGUUACAUCAUCAAAAUUCAGCUGUUGUCCUGAAUGAAGUCCGACAAAAAUUCUGGAUCCCCCACCCCAAGAUGCUUCUGAAAUUGGUAAGACGAAAAUGCCAACAGUGUAAAAUCGAUAGAGCCGAACCUCAAACGCCAAUUAUGGGUCAACUGCCGAUCGACCGUGUAACUCCUUUCGUCCGCCCAUUUGCUUACACUGGCGUUGAUCUUUUUGGCCCUCUAAACGUUACGAUUGGUCGCCGGAGAGAAAAGAGAUGGGGAGUCAUCUUUACUUGCCUCACUGUACGUGCUGCGCACCUCGAGCUAGCCGAAAAUUUAUCCACAGACGCUUUCAUCAUAUGUCUUCGAAAUUUUAUUAAUCGGAGAGGAACACCAGUCAGAAUCAGGAGUGAUAAUGGGACUAACUUUAUCGGGGCUCAAAAAGAGUUGAAGAAAGAACAACAUUUAUUCGAUCUGGAUCGAAUUGAAAGUGAAGCCACCAGUAGAGGGAUAGAAUGGAUUUUUAAUUGCCCAUUGAACCCAAGUUCCGGAGGCUGCUGGGAGAGAUUAAUUCGUAUCGUCAAACGCCUAAUGAUGAAGAUUCUUUCUAACGAAGCUCCAAGGGUCGAAACACUCAGAAGUGUCCUGAUCGAAGCUGAAAAUGUGAUUAAUUCACGCCCACUCACUGACAUAUCACUUUCCACAGAAGAUGAGGAACCGUUGACUCCAAACCAUUUCCUUCUGGGGUGUGUCAAUUCUACCCAGACACCAUAUCCGCCUGAUGAAAAGGUUUGCCUUAAGAAACAGUGGAAAAUUGCUCUUAACCUAAAAGACCGCUUGUGGAGAAGAUGGAUUGUCGAGUAUCUGCCUCAACUCUUGAAAAGACCAAAAUGGAACGAAAGGGUACGCCCGCUACAGAUCAACGACUUCGUGUUGGUAUGCGAUCCAAAUCAGCCGCGCAGCCUGUGGAGUAAAGGUCGUGUCACAAAUGUGUUCCCAGCCAAGGACGGACAAGUACGAUUUGCGGAAGUUCGGACUGCCAAUACAUGCAUUCGUCGACCAGCCUCAAGACUAGCUGUCAUAAGCUUGGAUGGUGAAUCCCAGAGCGAUUCACGGGGGGAGGAAUGUUAG